Juglans microcarpa x Juglans regia is the source of this 564-nucleotide messenger RNA. RefSeq names its product tubulin-folding cofactor A. NCBI's taxonomy places the organism in Eukaryota, Viridiplantae, Streptophyta, Magnoliopsida, Fagales, Juglandaceae. The coding region runs from base 180 to 521 and encodes 113 amino acids. The transcript is spliced from 4 exons. Gene Ontology annotation, molecular function: beta-tubulin binding. Gene Ontology annotation, biological process: post-chaperonin tubulin folding pathway; tubulin complex assembly. The record is from RefSeq and is a predicted model, not a curated record. Gene Ontology annotation, cellular component: microtubule cytoskeleton; cytosol.
CCAAAGGGGAGGGAGGAGCUCGGCACCUCAUUCUCGUAUUUUCUUACUGUCCACGCGAAGCCUUGCGCGCUGCCAGUGAACUCGGAGCAAUUCACCACCGCACCAACCGCCACGGUCUUCUUCGAAGACGCCGCCGCCUUCCAAGUACUCCAUAGACGACCCUUCUCUCUCCAGUUCCUAUGGCGACCAUAAGAAAUCUGAAAAUCAAGUCAGCGACUUGCAAACGAAUUAUUAAGGAGUUGCAUUCAUAUGAGAAAGAGGUUGAGAGAGAAGCUGCCAAAACAGCAGACAUGAAGGAAAAAGGAGCUGACCCUUAUGACCUUAAGCAACAGGAGAAUGUGCUUGCUGAGUCAAGGAUGAUGAUUCCUGAUUGUCGCAAGCGCCUAGAGGCCUCAUUAGCUGACCUGAAAGGAACUUUGGCUGAGCUUGAGGAGUCGAACCAAAAGGAUGCCCCAGAAAUACUGGAAGCACAAAGCACCCUAGCGGAGGUUGAGCAGUUGUUUCACACAACUGAAGCUUAAUGUUGUUGGGGGCUUUCAUCGGUAGUGGCAGUCAGUGAAGGGG